Molecule: messenger RNA, 792 nt
Organism: Rotaria sp. Silwood1
Lineage: Eukaryota; Metazoa; Rotifera; Eurotatoria; Philodinida; Philodinidae
Source: the annotation of a GenBank genome assembly
AUGAUAAUGCAACGAUAUUUUCCAUUCCGUUCUAUUAGAAACCAAUAUCAAUUACGUGUUAGUCAUGAAUUACAAAUAUAUGUUUUAAAAUCAUUGAGAGAUUUAUUAUUUCUUGCCAUGGAAUUUUUUAUUGAAAAUACUUCAGUACAAUUAAUAUCAUCUGUUGAACAUAAUCAUACUCCAUUACGUGAUCUUGCUUAUGAAUUCCUAAGAAAAAUUACUUCAAGAAAACAAAUAUGUACUGCUACUGGAUUAUCAGUUGAAAACUUAGCAAUAAUUUGGGUAUUUUUCUGUUUUCUUAAUGGUAGUAAAGGUUUAACUGUAGUUCAAAAAGGUGCACGAUGUUUACUUAUAGCACGUACAUUACGUAUAUGCCUUUUUUCAAUGACAGUUUUACCUUCACCAAAACCUCGAUGUAAUUUUACUGAUCCUAUUAAUCCAUUUAGAAUACGUGUUGGUGGUGCUUGUAAUGAUUUACUUUAUAGUGGACAUGUUACAAUUUAUACUCUAACAGCUAUUUCAUUUACAAUAUUAUCUCGUCAAUAUUCAUCAAGAAUAUUACGUUAUGGUCUUCCGAUAUUAAUUUGGUUUCAUAUAAUUCAACGUAUUCUAUGUACAAUAUUAGAACGUCAUCAUUAUUCUAUUGAUAUGUUUUUAGGUUUUAUUGUAACAUUAUUAAUAUGGCAAUGUAAACCAUUACAUAUUGAUUUACCAGAAGUACCACAAAAUUUAUUUCUACAUUUAAAACAAUUAGUUUUUCCUCAAUUUCGUUCAAGUCUUAAAGAAGUUUAA